Messenger RNA from Cadophora gregata, 917 nucleotides. RefSeq lists its product as uncharacterized. The record is from RefSeq and is a predicted model, not a curated record. Lineage: Eukaryota; Fungi; Ascomycota; Leotiomycetes; Helotiales; Ploettnerulaceae. Bases 410 to 841 code for a protein of 143 amino acids. The transcript has a single exon.
CGACACUCGAUUGUUUGUACAAGAUUCAUACACGGCGAAUCCCCAAUACGUGACUACAACACCACACCUGGUAUCAGUUAGAAUCAAAUUCUUACCUGUAUUCAUCAACCGACAACCUCUACAACCCCCCUUUGUUCUCGAGAGAUCCUUCUCAGAAAGACGCAUCGACUUGGAAUUUAGCAUGUUCAUGCCUAAUCCUGAUCCAUCUCGAUAUUUGCGACAAGUAAAUAAAGCUGCUAAGGCAAUUUACCAUGGAUACAAACCUAGAUUUCUCCAGUAAGUUUCCCAGGAUGUAUUUUACCCUGUAUGUGUAAGAUCACAGCCGGAAAAGAAAUAAACAAAGCUGAGCAAUAGACUUCAAUCCGGUGGACCCAAAAUAUUCUUCAAUCCAGAACGAGACUUCGUCGAAAUGGAUGAAAUCUCCACAUUCCUACUAUGGUACUAUGGCCACAUAGAAACCAUCAACGCUCCCGCAGAAAUAGCAGGUUUCGACGAAAUUCGAUUCCUCCAAUUGGGGAACCCCACCUUUCGGUUUCCUCAAGGCAUGCCGCCACGCAUCGAGUUUCAGGGUAUCCACGUCCUACGCCGUGGCAGGCAUGAACUGUUAAGGAGUGUGAUAUUUCCAGAAGACAAAGACCCGAAUUCAGAUCCGGGCCCGAUAAUGCGAGGUAGUACACCGUAUUCAAAGUCUGUGGGGAAGAUAUUGGUGUAUAUGUCAGGAAAGUCAGACCCUGAUCAACGGUAUCACAAUUUUCCUACACGCUACCGAUUCAUCUGGGAAGAGGUUGUGAAUUCGAGGCAAUUUGCAAUGACAGAUAGACUUCUCCAAUUUUAUUCUUAGUACGGGUAGAUGUAAAUCUGAUUCACAAAGGAUAAGUCCUGUAGAUAAAGUAGAAGAUCUAGUGCAUUGCGAAAAC